GCAUGGAUGGCCUGGUGAAAAAUUGUAGGGGGGAUUCCCGCUUCACGGAGGGGGUCGGCGGCCUUUGAAGUUACAUUCAGCUGUAAAAAUUUAGGAGCGAGUGUUUUGAAGUCAAGAAAUGAAGCGUUUCGCUCCUAAUAAGGCGCUUUGAAUUGCGUGCACCCUAUGUGUGUGCAUAUGUAAUUUCCAUUCGUUGAUGGCUGAUCGAUUUAAAUAAAUUUUUUUCUAAGUCGGAAUUGGCUUUCUACACUUGCAAAUUCUAAAUUGCAGAAAAGCUUUGUGCAUUCUUUUCGAGGAAAAAAAAUCCGCUUUUUUUUUUUAAUGUGGGAAAACCGAAUACAUAAUUUAAAAAAAGGCUUCGUGCAUAACUUUUGAACACUUUAUUCAGGAGUAGUGGAUUGAGUUUUAUUGGCUUUUGUGUUCCCGGAAACCGAAGACUUAGUCUGAUUUGAACUACUUUGAAAUUUUCACGUUAAGACUCCAUAAAUGGGAACUGCCCCCUUCUUGAUUACCUAUGUAGACUCAAUAAGUACUUAUUGAAUGAUUCUGAUUUCUUGUAUCCAGUAGAUAUUCUCUUUUAUUAUUCACAGGUGUCCAACUCCUUGGUUGGUCUCAUGAGCAAUUGGACACCAGGUUCUUCUGUUCUCCACAAUCUCUUGAAGUGAUUUAUACUCUGAUAUACUGCAGGUUCUAUACUACGGAUGGGAACUAUCAAGGUUUAUAAUGUCAAAAACUUCUCUUAGACGAAAAGUAGCUUCCACAAAGAUAACCAACUGGGUAGAGCCUUCAUUUGAUGAUUUUGUUGGGAACACAGACAUCUCAUCUGCUCUUACAACUGCAUCUCUGGGAGUAAAUAAUUUUCAUCAGAGAAGAAAAGAUUUUUCAUCAACGUUAGAAAAUAACAAGCUUCUACCUAAAAAAAAAGGAAAAUCAUCUUCCUCAAAACAGAGUAGUGUUGAAGCAAAUUUAAAUGAAAAUCUAACUGAAAAUGAACCAUGGGUAGAUAAAUACAAACCAGAAACUCAGAAUGAACUUGCUGUUCAUAAGAAGAAAAUUGAAGAACUUGAAACCUGGUUAAAAGCACAUGUUUUUGAGAAGGAACCAAAAUUGGGUGGAUCUAUCCUAAUCAUUACAGGUCCUCCUGGAUGUGGAAAAACAGCAACUCUACAAAUACUAGUUAAGGAGCUCGGUAUUACACUGCAAGAGUGGAUUAACCCUGUUUUUCUAGACUCUAGAAGACAUGAUAUGAAGGAUGAGUUUAAUCAUGAAUCAAGUUUCCAUGUGGUUCCUAAUCAGUCUCAGGUGACUAUUUUUCAAGAGUUUCUGUUGAGAGCAAAUAAAUAUAACAAACUACAGAUGGUUGGUGAUUGUCUGCACACUGAUAAGAAGAUGAUUUUGGUUGAGGAUAUGCCUAAUCAGUUUUAUAGAGAUCCAAGUACUUUACAUGAAAUACUAAGGAGAUUUGUGCAGCUAGGGCGAUGUCCUCUAAUAUUUAUAAUCUCUGAUAGUCUCAGUGGAGAUAGUAAUCAGAGAUUAUUGUUCCCCAAAGAAAUUCAAGAAGAGUGUUCCAUAUCAAACAUUAGUUUCAAUCCUGUGGCACCAACAAUUAUGAUGAAAGUUCUUAGUAGAAUAGCUGUAUUAGAAGCUAAUAUGGGUGGAGGAAAAAUUGUUGUCCCUGAUAAAUCAUCUUUAGAGUUGCUUUGUAAAGGAUGUUCUGGUGAUAUAAGAAGUGCAAUAAAUAGUCUUCAGUUUUCUUCUUUUAAAGAAGUCUAUUGGAAUUGCCUUGAAAAAAGAGCACAGUUGAUCUCCACAUAUUCUUAUUGUAAUUCAACAGAGACCAGUUUUUGGUCAAGGAAAAAAGGGAUGUCUUCAUUAAAAUCAGAUGCUUUAUUAAAAGCAAAGCAGAAAAAGAGACCUGAUACUAUUUUGGAAAACCAAGAAAUCCAGGCUAUUGGUGGCAAAGAUGCGUCUCUCUUUCUCUUCAGAGCUUUGGGAAAGAUAUUAUAUUGUAAAAGAACAUCUCCAAUGGAAUUAGAAUUUCCCCGAUUACCUUCUCAUUUGUCAGAGUAUGAACGGGACAUAUUACUUGUUGAACCUGAGGAGGUUGUAGAAAAGUCACACAUGCCUGGUGAGCUAUUUAAUUUAUACCUUCAUCAAAACUAUGUAGAUUUCUUCACUGAAAUAGAAGAUCUUGAGAGAGCCAGUGAAUACAUGAGUGUUGCCGACAUUUUCCGUGGAGACUGGAAUUCAAGGACUAUACUUGGGGAGUACAGUGCAUCUGUAGCUACAAGAGGUGUGAUGCAUUCGAACAAAUCCAGAGGUUUUGCUUAUUGCCCUGGAGGAGGAGCAAGUUUUCGACCCUUGCACAAACCUCAGUGGUUUCUGAUAAAUAGAAAGUAUCGAGAAAAUUGCCUGGCAGCAAAGUCACUUUUUUCCAGUUUCUGCUUACCCCCUUUGUGCCUUCAAACACAGCUGUUGCCAUAUCUGGCUAUGCUAACUAAUCCAAUGAGAAAUCAAGCUCAGAUUGCUUUUAUCCAGGAUGUUGGAAGAUUUCCCCUAAGGAGGUUUUUUGGAAGAUUGAAAAUGGAAGCUCUAACUGAUAAGGAUUCUGGAAUGAUAGACUCUGCCAGUGAUGAUGAGGCUAAUUUUCAUGGAGUACCACCUACAAAGACACUCAUGCACAUGGACAAAAUCAAAACUUCAGAGACUGAUAUAGAAGCAUCAUUAUUUCUUCCUUCAAGUCAAACUAGUGGAACAGAUCUGCCUGCCAGCCAGCCACAGCCUGCUACAGCUCAAGGAUUUAUGGAGGAAGAAAAGAUCACAAUAGAGGAAUAUGACAGUGAUGAGAUGUAGCCAAAUAAUCUACCUGAUGGUCAAAUGCUCUUUGACAUAUUCAUUUUAGUUUUAUUCACUGAUAAAUGAAGUUACUUGAAUAAAGGUAAUAUGUUUUCAGUACUGUUGAAGUGAUUAUAUUGUCAAAAGUCCACUUGUAUGGUGUAUAGUCUCUACUUUCAUAGUGUAUAUAGUAUGUACACUUGUAUUUGCUAUACAUGUCCAUUUAUGGGACCAACUGUACCUUUAAAAGGAAAAAAUAUAAAUUCAAUUAAAUGUUUAGCUUAAAUCUGAACUUUUUUUAGUUUAAAGGAGUAUUGAUAAACAAUCAAAAGACAUUAAGUAUUUUUAUGGAAAAGUUAAUGAAGUUUUUGAAACAAAGCAGUAAAUAGUAAGACCUUUUAAGUUAUUUUAAAAAUUUUCCACUAGUAUUUAUUUAGUUCUAUAGGUGAUGUACAGUGGAGAGGUCAACAUUUGUGAGCAAGUUCGUGUGAUGGUUAUGCUAAAUAUAAAAAAAUGUGAAUUCAUAAUUUGGGAAUGUUGUACAUAUAAAUUGUAAAACUAAAGUAGUUCACCUGUAAACUAUUCAAGAUGUAAAUAAACGUAGAGUCUUGUACGAUUUUCUUUUUCUUUUACCUAUUUUUAUAAAUGUUUAAAACGUGAAAGACUAUGUUGUACGAUUAUUUUUCGAUAAAUUAUGCAAAUAUCUACUUAAAUGUAUCGAAUAUUUUAAACAAAAACAUUAAAUGCCUUUUAUUUCAUCAAUAUUUACCAUUUCCCUGG
Sarcophilus harrisii (Tasmanian devil) is the source of this 3615-nucleotide messenger RNA. RefSeq names its product RAD17 checkpoint clamp loader component (gene RAD17). The coding region runs from base 724 to 2853 and encodes 709 amino acids. Gene Ontology annotation, molecular function: DNA clamp loader activity; chromatin binding. Lineage: Eukaryota; Metazoa; Chordata; Mammalia; Dasyuromorphia; Dasyuridae. Gene Ontology annotation, biological process: DNA damage checkpoint signaling; DNA repair; mitotic DNA replication checkpoint signaling. The record is from RefSeq and is a predicted model, not a curated record. Gene Ontology annotation, cellular component: Rad17 RFC-like complex; nucleus. The transcript has 18 exons.